Molecule: messenger RNA, 1443 nt
Organism: Bipolaris maydis ATCC 48331
Lineage: Eukaryota; Fungi; Ascomycota; Dothideomycetes; Pleosporales; Pleosporaceae
Product: fungal-specific transcription factor domain-containing protein
Biological process (GO): DNA-templated transcription
Molecular function (GO): DNA binding; zinc ion binding
Source: RefSeq, a predicted model, not a curated record
AUGUGGUCUUCAGCCCAAUCCAACCGGCAUUCAACCAACGCUCGAAUCUCAUCACAAAGAAUUGGGAGGAGAUCACAAGGCAACGCCAACAGACAAAAUUCUUCCAACCGACCUUCAGGUGAACGACUCGAGAAUGACGUGAACACGCCCUUGCCUCCUUAUAUUAGACGCCCUCCGCGCCACAUUCGUGAAAGGGACGUGCAAUAUUUCACCGAGAAAGAUGCACUCACGAUCCCAGACGACGAAUUCCGGGAUGAAUUGCUCGGGACUUACGUAAAAAUCAUACAUACCUUUAUGCCUGCGCUCGACUUUGACAAAUUCGUCAUGCUUGUAAUAAAAUCGGAUGGUUCAGAACCCGUCAGUCUGCUCCUAUUUCAAGCUGUCAUGUUUGCAAGCGUCAUCUUUGUUAAUUCCGAAAUCCUUCGCCCACGCAGAUUCUCCAGCAGGAAGGCGGCAAGGAAAGUGUUUUUCAGCCGUGUCCGCAUACUUUAUGGCCUGGAUUGUGAGCCGGAUCCUUUGACACUAGUCCAGGCUCUGCUUCUUAUGACCUACUGGUACGACUCGCCAGAUGACGAAAAGGACACUUGGUAUUGGAUGGGAAUCGCUUUAUCCCUCACACAAGUACUUGGCCUACACAGAGAUCCAGAAACUUCAAAUCUUUCUCCACAAGAAAAGCGGUCACAACAGAGGAUCUGGUGGUCGUGCUAUAUUCGAGAUCGGGCGCUUGCCCUGGGUAUUCGUCGUCCUGCCCGGAUCCGCGAGGCAGAAUACCUAGUUUCCAUGCUAAAGCUCCAUGAUUUUGAUAUGGUCCAGCAUUCGCCAGAGCUUUUAGGUUUUUUCAAAGCUUGCGGCUUCACAACUGUUGAGGAAGAUAGGAGCGAGGUUAUAUGUCAGAUAUGCAUCGAGCUCGCGAAGCUCUGUGCCUGCAUUGGCGAGAUCCUACAUACCCGAUACUCGGUCAUUAGCAGGGAACCGAUCAACUACGAAUCUUGUAAAAACAUUGCAGUCUUGCCUAGAGAUUCGAACCAGCAGAUGCUGGAUUUGACCAGAUGUGAUUCCAUGCUCGAGGAGUGGAACAUGAAUCAGAAGGCUACUUCUUACGUAGCGGGAAAUGAUUGGGACAAUUGGGUAAAGAAACUGAUUUGGCUGCACCAGGCGCUACUUCGCAUGACGUAUCUUUCAGCUAUUGGAGCACUUCAUCGACUACGAGCACUGACUUCCCUGUCCUCGCCAUCGGUUUCGAGUCCAGGGUUGGUGGACAUGAUUGCUGCUAAGAAGGCGUCGAUGCGCAAGGUUAGAGAAACGGCAGUAUCGAUGACGAAUCUAGCCUUCGAUCUGCAGUCUAAAAAAUUUCUUCGCUAUUUCUCAACAAGUAGUGUGCCAGCGUUCUUGUCUGCAACGCUUAUACAUCUUCUUGACGUUGUUGUUCGGCCGAACCAGUAG